AUGGGAGAAUGGGGAAACAAGGGAGCAGACGUGGAGGUAGGAGGGCAGGGCCGAGGGAAGAGAAGCGUGACCGGAAGGGCGAGAGAGGAGAGGAAGAAAAAAGGGAGGAGGGCGGGGCACCCCCGCACCCCGGGGCGUGGGGGGGGCGCAAGGGCGGGGAGAGCCGAGGGGGGAAACAAAAGGCCAUGGGCCACCGGGGCCGGGGCCGUGGCGGGGGCGUCGGGGCGUGCGGGCCAUGGCGGGAGCAGAGCGGCGGAAAAAGGGGGCCCGCCAGGCGAACCCAAAAAGUGGGACAUGAGCGGACCGGGGCACACGCAGGGGCGGCGCCAGUGGAGAGUGGCCCCGGACGACACUGAGAGAAAAAGCGGAAGAGGAGGGCUGGCGCGGCAGGCCAGGGCACAGCAGACAAGGGAGAGGGGGAGAGAGGGUGAAGGGCCACGAGAGGGGACACGGGGCGCCCCGGAAAGCGAGACAAAGCGAGGAGAAUAG
This is a messenger RNA of Dendrobium catenatum, 489 nucleotides long. RefSeq names its product cuticle collagen 39-like. Bases 1 to 489 code for a protein of 162 amino acids. The record is from RefSeq and is a predicted model, not a curated record. The transcript has a single exon. NCBI's taxonomy places the organism in Eukaryota, Viridiplantae, Streptophyta, Magnoliopsida, Asparagales, Orchidaceae.